AUGGCCUCAUCCACUGGCUACCUGCUCACCCUCCCUCUCAUCCUAGGACCGGCACUGUCGACCCAGGUCUGCCCGCGCUUCCCAGACAUCCAAGCCUUCCCAACCACCGCGCAAGCCGGCCCAGCCAACGGCCGCUUCACCUCGUGCGACAACGCCUUCGACAGUCCCAAAGUCCAAGCCGCGAACGCCACCACCUACGACUGGUGCGUGACGGAGAACUUCACCAACGUGGACUUCGUGCAGAUCUUCGGCACCUUCGCCAACGGGACCACCUUCGCAUAUUUCCUGUUCGCCAAGGACGCAGCCCUCGUGGCUACCAUGGGCGAUGGGUCGAGCGGGCGCUGGCGCGGCACGGGGGUCUCCUGGGACGGCAGCCCGGAUCUGUCCGAUUACCUCGUCACGCUGGAGGCAAGCCACUUGGGCUUCGAGGGGACGUUCUCCAUGCACUCAGUCGCGCUCCCACACUACCCCUGCAGCCCUAAACGCGCCAAUCAGCCCCUAGAGGUUCUCCCGGGAGUAGGCUGGGCCAACGCCGUCCCCGAUGCCGACGUGACGGUCAACAUGAUGGUACAGGGCUCGCCGUUGAGCUUCAUCGGAACCGGAUAUCACGAUAAGACCUCCCUAAUAUAUACCCCCUUCACCACAGCAGUAGGAAGCUGGUACUGGGGCCACGCGCGCAUAGGCCCGUACUCCCUGGUCAGGCUGGGCGCGCUGGACGCGAACCAGACCGAAUACGCGAGCGGCUACGUGGCGUACCAGGGCCAGAUCGUGCACGCCGCGUGCGGCGCGAUGAAGGUGCGCCCGACGGGGGCGAACGUGAGCUUUCCGCCGCAGGGGGACGAUGCGCUGCCCCAGGGGUUCCGGAUCGAGGUCGAUCUGGAGGAGGAACGCGGCGGCGUGUUGGAGGCGGAGCUCGCGGCGAAUCUGGCCACGUUGGCCAAGCCGGGGUAUGGACGGUGGAUUGGGACGGUGAAUGGGUGGGUUGGUGGGGUGCAGUUCGAGGGAGUUUCGGGAUAUGAGAUGGUUAAUUUCUUUUAG
Messenger RNA from Aspergillus aculeatus ATCC 16872, 1038 nucleotides. RefSeq lists its product as uncharacterized. The record is from RefSeq and is a predicted model, not a curated record. NCBI's taxonomy places the organism in Eukaryota, Fungi, Ascomycota, Eurotiomycetes, Eurotiales, Aspergillaceae. The transcript has 4 exons. The coding region runs from base 1 to 1038 and encodes 345 amino acids.